CCACUGCGUCAUAUUCGACAGAAUGUCAAUUCGUCUUAUUUGUGAAAACUUUAUUCAGUAAAUGAUUUUAAAAAGAAAUCUUUUUUCAGUUUUAAAACAUAACUCAAAAGGGCUUUGUCUAAAUACUGAAAUAUCGGAUAUAUCCCAAUUAAAAGAAUACGGUCAUGUUUUGCGAGAAUUGAAAUUCCCAAAUUUAUAUACCAAGCCCAGACAAGCCUGGAUUCAGACAUUGAAAAGUAUAGAAGACCAAAAAUUAGGCAUAAUUGACUUACAUCCUGACAUUUUUGCCACCAUACCUAGAUUAGAUUUGAUAAAAAUUAAUACAAACUGGCAAGAAAACUAUAGGAAUAUAAGUUUUAAGAAUGCAUUAGCAAUCCAUGAAGUUCCUGGAUCUUUUAAAAAGCCUUGGCCUCAAAAAGGAACUGGACGGGCUAGAGCUGGCAAUAGGAAAGGGAAUAUAUGGCAUAAAGGGGGAACAGCACAUGGUCCAAGAGCUCCAAAAUCAUAUUUUAGAAUGGAAGAUUUUGGAAAAAGACUCAAGGGUCUUUGUAGUACAUUGACUGUUAAAUUUGCUCAAGACGACAUACAUAUUGUGGACGAUUUAGAGAUACCCACGGAUGAUCCUGACUUUUUGCAAAAAGUGAUUGAUGAGAGAGAUUGGGGUCUUUCCGUUUUAUUCGUUGACAAUACCGAUUACAUGCCCAAAAAUAUUGCCUAUGCCUGCCAUAAUAUUCCUCAAUUUAAUUUAUUACCUGUAUAUGGAUUAAAUAUUUUGAUGAUGCUAAAAUAUGAAGGCAUUGUUUUCACUAGAUCCGCAUUGGAAGAGUUGGAAAAUAAAUUGUUAUUUCACAUGCAUAAAGAAGGCCUUUCAAAUGUUAAAUAUGAACCGAGAGAUAUAAGUGGCAAAAAAGAUUGAUUAAACUACUUCACCAUUAAAUAUUUUAAUAGGUUUUAUCAGCCUUGAAAACUGUCGUUAUUAUGUGAAAAUUAAUAUUUUGUGUCAAUUAUCAUAAAAUUAUAUUUCAAAAUUAAAAAAGGUGAUGGUGGUACAUUAUUUUUGUCAAAAGAUAUUUUUUUUGUCGAUCAAGAGCAUUUGAAGGCAGGUUUUAUAAGAUUGUAAAGAGGCUGUUUUUUAUUUCUUCAGUAAUUAAAAAAAUAUUUUAUCAGUGUAA
Messenger RNA from Gordionus sp. m RMFG-2023, 1172 nucleotides. RefSeq names its product large ribosomal subunit protein uL4m-like. Gene Ontology annotation, cellular component: ribosome. The record is from RefSeq and is a predicted model, not a curated record. Gene Ontology annotation, molecular function: structural constituent of ribosome. NCBI's taxonomy places the organism in Eukaryota, Metazoa, Nematomorpha, Gordioida, Chordodea, Parachordodidae. Gene Ontology annotation, biological process: translation. Bases 62 to 916 code for a protein of 284 amino acids. The transcript has 10 exons.